Messenger RNA from Sinocyclocheilus grahami, 1619 nucleotides. RefSeq names its product egl nine homolog 1-like. Gene Ontology annotation, molecular function: ferrous iron binding; peptidyl-proline 4-dioxygenase activity. The coding region runs from base 428 to 1519 and encodes 363 amino acids. Gene Ontology annotation, biological process: peptidyl-proline hydroxylation to 4-hydroxy-L-proline; cellular response to hypoxia. The transcript is spliced from 3 exons. Gene Ontology annotation, cellular component: nucleus; cytoplasm. Lineage: Eukaryota; Metazoa; Chordata; Actinopteri; Cypriniformes; Cyprinidae. The record is from RefSeq and is a predicted model, not a curated record.
GCUAGGCCUUGGCCAUAGUAGGAUGUGUAAUUUCACCACCCGCACAGUGUUUUAUCAGAUACGAAGCGUUCUUACUCUUUGUUCACCAAGGAUUGUAGGCACAGAAAUUACAGUGUUGCCUGUGAAAACGAUGUUUUAAUAAUUUUGUACCAUCUGGAAUGGGCGAGCGGACACUGGAACUUCUUUAUAGUCGCUGCUGGUCCUUUAUAGUGGCUUUACCUUCUAAAGACGCUCAUAAACCCGUGCCCAGGAAAUAAACAGCCAUGGAAAAUAGUUAAUUCUGUUAUAAACAACUAAUAAACCGAAGAAAAGGACUGUAUUUAUGGUGUGCUGUGAAAGUUUACAGGAAGGCAUGAGCUGAGCGGAUUUUGCAGAAAAUGAAGAUUGGACGUGAGCUACGUGCGCAUCCAGGAGUAGACGACAUGACAUGGAGAGACUGCAAAACACGGACCUGUUAAAUACACAGGCACGCCAGAGUAUCUGUUCACCACAAGAGAGAGUCACCAAUGGCUGUUGUGAGUCUCACGCGGUGAGUACAAUGGGUCUGAACGCGACCACGGCGGAGGAGCUGCUGGCAGGACAUGCGUCUAGAUCUGGAUCCGGGAUCAAGCUUUUGAAGGAGUCCAAGAGCUGCUUGCCUUUGUAUAAUGGUGGAGUGGUAUCCCCUUCACCUACAGCAGAAGAAAGGUAUCAAUGUGUGCCUGCGCAGACGCACAGCGGGUGUUUACAUCUAAAUAGACUAGUGGAGACCCCCAAUGGGGGACCCACAGCUAAUGGGGACAGGCCUUUGAAGAAGCCUUGUGGAGAUGUGCGGUUCAGACAACUCCUGCACCAGAGCAGAAAAGAUGAGGAAAACGGAGACUUUGGGGCCCAUGGUGGUUGUCCCACAACGGGAUCUGGAUCUAGCGGUUCUUCAGAAACGUCCCAUGGACCGGACCCUCCGUAUCCUCCACUUGAAUGCAAAAGGAGGAGGUUUGAAACGGACUCUAGUAAAAGCACAUGGGCUGUUACGCCCCUCGCAACCAAUUACCAACACAAAAACGGUGGUGUUCCCAGCUCCAUGUCAUCCCCCGGUUGGGUCCAUCACAAUGGGCACAAAGUUGCAGUGAACCAUGCACCCCCUGGCCAGGCUGAGGUGCGGUCCGCGCCACCUGCGGUGGCCACCAGUGCAGGCUGGUCUCCAGAGCACAUGGCUCAGCAGUACAUAGUUCCUUCUAUGAAGUUUUACGGCAUUUGUGUCAAAGAUGGCUUCCUGGGCGAUCGACUGGGGAGUAAGGUUCUGGAGGAAGUGGAGACUCUAAAUAACAGCGGGAAGUUCAGAGGAGGCCAGUUGGUCAGCAAAAAAAACAUCCCAUCUAAGAACAUCCGUGGAGACCAGAUAGCCUGGGUCGAAGGCAAUGAGCCGGGCUGCGAGAACAUUGGAAGCCUCAUGGCUCACAUUGAUGAGGCCGUCAUGCGCAGUGCGGCCAAUGGACAGCUGGGGAAUUAUGUCAUAAAUGGCCGCACCAAGGAGGAAUAGAGGAUAGGAAGAGAUUGGGGCUGUGGAUCUGGAAAUGGUACAAGCCAAAUUCAAACGGAUGUUGCCCAUAUGAGCACCUCAUCUCAACAUGUCAUGUAAA